AUGAUCGCUGUCGAAGCCAGUUCACAUGGUAUUCCACCUCCAGAUGAGGAAGAAUUGAUACUUAGCCGUCUGGUAUUUGGAGACACGGCCAGUUUCCAUGAAAAUUUGUCGCAACUACGGCAUUUGGACGAGGGCUUCGCUAAUGAAGAUGAUGUGGAAACAAUGCAGGCGGAUAGUGCAGAAGAGGAUGAAGAUGUGGAAGAGGGAGCUGAGAUGGAUCGAAUGAAUGACGACCAGCUUUUUUUCGUGGACGAAGGAACAGAAAGUGAGCCACAGGGCGUAAGGUCCGAUGACGACGAUGACAAUAUGGACACCGGCGACGAUAGCGGUUCAGAAACCGGGGAAGUUGAGAGCAGCGAUGCGUGGUCGGACUCCGACGACGAACGUGUAAAAGUGGCCUUCACGGCAACAAACAAGACCAAAAAACUGCGGACUUCCUACACAGAGGGACGCAUCAGAGGCCGGGACUACGUGCAGCGUCUCAGAUCGCAAUUCGAGAAAAUAUACCCCAGACCGCAGUGGGUCGAUUCUGUGAGCGGAGAGGACUCGGAAGCUGGCGAAAGUGACUCGGAUAACGACGAGGACCACGAACGAGUCAUCAACGGCGACCUGAGCGCGCUCUCCAAGAUUCUACAAAGCACCUACGUUUACCAUGACGUUUCUAAUCGGCUACUGCCGCCCAAGGUGCUUGACAUCACUCGUCUCAAGGACGCCAACGCUAUGCAUCCAUCUCGUGCUGCCAUACAAUCGCUUUCAUUCCAUCCUCUAAAACCCCUGCUACUGACCGGAGGGUACGAUCGGACUCUAAGAGUUUACCACAUUGACGGGAAGAACAAUCAUCUAGUCACUAGUUUGUAUCUAACGGGAACGCCCGUUCAGACCUGCACCUUCUACGUGACCCCCUCGCAUCAAGAACAAAAAAUAUUAACCGGUGGUAGACGUCGCUACAUGCAUUCCUGGGACAUUUCCAACAAUGGCGCUAGUCAGCAAUCAAAGAUAGAGAAAAUCUCCAGAAUGUAUGGGCACGAAGAUACACAACGGUCCUUCGAAAACUUCAAGGUUGGCCAUAUGUGCAAUAAAGACGGUCAUCACGGUAUCAUUUUACUCCAGGGAAAUAACGGGUGGGUGAACGUACUGCACGCUACUACUGGGGUCUGGCUGUACGGUUGCAAAAUUGAAGGCGUUCUUGUGGACUUCUGCCUAGAUUACAAAGCCGGUUUCAACGGCAGCUUUCAGACAAUUCUGAUAAUGGUCAACACGUAUGGGGAGAUCUGGGAAUUCGAUCUGGCCAAGAGUGGUGAGGUGUUGCGCAGAUGGAAGGACGACGGCAGUGUUGGCAUCACCACCAUCCAAGUGGGUGGUGGCAACAAUUCGACGCAGCUGUUACCUUUCAAAAAGGUGAGACACAACAGAUGGCUGGCCAUUGGCAGUGCUAGCGGAUAUGUGCAUGUUUACGAUCGCAAUUCCAGCAGCAGCGAACCUGUCGCCAAACUGGACCAGCUCACCACUCCUAUAUCAUCUUUGGUAUUUUCGCCAGACGGCCAAAUUCUUUGCAUGGCCUCUCGUGCUACUAAAGAUGCUCUGAGACUCGUGCAUCUGCCCUCAGGCAAAGUUUUCUCAAAUUGGCCCACCAGUGGUACGCCGCUGGGUAAAGUUACAAGUGUUGCAUUUUCUCCUCGUGGUGAAAUGCUAGCUGCAGGGAACGAACAGGGCAAGGUAAGACUAUGGAAGCUGAAUCACUACACUUGA
Messenger RNA from Lachancea meyersii CBS 8951, 1749 nucleotides. Lineage: Eukaryota; Fungi; Ascomycota; Saccharomycetes; Saccharomycetales; Saccharomycetaceae. The record is from the annotation of a GenBank genome assembly.